AUGGCGUCUUCCGAUCAACAGUCACCGUCUAGCAGUCUAUCCCUCCGCUUCUCUCAAACGGCGUUGUGCAUCAUCCCUCCCGAGAAUUUAUGCGGAGAAAUCAACCGCCUUCGAUCCUUCUAUGACCAAGCCUACGGAGGAUGGCCACCUCAUAUCAAUCUUCUCUACCCAUUUGUUGCCGCCGGCUCUGUUCCCGAGGCGGUCGCGCGGAUUAGGACCGCUUUGAUACAGCGGCGAAACGCCGCCGGCGCCCCUAAUGUUCGCCUUCGUUUAGACCAAGCAGGCUUUUUCGUUCCGCGGAAGGGCAACAUCGUCCAUCUAAUACCGCGCUCGGAGGAUGCCAGCAUGUCGUUAACUGACCUCCGGGACACUAUUCUUGCAGCCCUGGGACAACCCGACGGAGGACAGUUUAACCCUCACCUCACAGUCGGCCAGACAAGGGCAGGUGAUGAGCAGUCCCGAGACUCGUUGCUGUCGAAAGUACGGCUUUUGCCCCCAAUUGAAUGGAAUGUCGAAGAGUUGGUCGUCCUUGUGCGUGAGCGUGUAAUACAGCACGGGCAAAAGUUCAGUCAAAUGCGAGUCUGGGGUACCAUCGGCCUUUCUGGAGAUCUUACAAUGAAUAACCUUGCAAUCUCUGAAGUCGGACAUGUCGGCGAGCACAUGCAUGCACUACACAAUUCAGAGAUGAUUCCUACGCAGCCUAGCAUAUCUAGAUCAGUUUGUGGCGAACCGAUGACCACAUAUCAAUUUCCGCCGGACGGUUAUAAGUGGACACCCUGUGCUCCUAUACUGGGAGAAUCCGGUGAAAAGGAACCGGGCUGGGAUACUCUCACAGUCUCAAGUUACAACGUGCUUCUGGAACAACCAUAUCCGCCUCCUCGUGGGAGAUAUCCUGCGCUGGUCCACACCAUACUCGCACAGUCAGCACUGGCUGAUAUUUUGGUGCUCCAAGAAGUAUGCGAUGACUUUCUGUCCCAUUUGCUUUCCCAGAACGAAAUUCAAAGCCGUUACUGUUUUGCAACCCAUGGUCCCCCUCAUCAAGCGGAGUGUGCACCGUUACCCAUGCAGCGAAAUGUUGUAAUCCUGAGUCGCUUCAGGUUCAGCUGGGAAAUUUUGCCAUUCACGGAACGUUACAAAACUGCUGUGAUCCUCAAAAUGGUUGGCGUUGGAAAACAAACGGCGGAUUCGCGCUUUUUGCCUCUUAUCGUUGCCGCAGUUCAUCUUACCUCUGGUUUAGCUGACAGGAGGGUUUCUGCCAAAGAAUCCCAGAUACGCGCUUUAUAUGAUUUUCUCGAUCACACCUACCCGGAGAAUCCAUGCAUCAUUGCUGGGGAUAUGAACAUUCCAACGUCCGCCCUUACUGUGCAAAGCGCAAUGGACGAAAAGCUACUCUCCCCUGCCAAAGCAUACGACCUUUCACAGCUGGAAUCACUACUCUGUGGGUCUCGGUUCGAGGAUGCCUGGCUUAUGGCCCGCGCUAAUGCCAAAGACCUUUCCCCAAACCCCGCCGACAUGCUUUCUAUUGAUACGCUUGAGGGCGAGGAGGGUGCAACAUUUGACCCUAGACGGAACCCGCUUGCCGCUGCUUCGGCUGGUCCGGACGGUCGGCCGCAGCGCUACGACAGAAUAUUAAUGGAUAGAAGUGGUUUUCUUGGGCCAACGGAAUUCAAUCUUUUCGGUCUUCCUGAUGAUGAUCAGAACCCUGCAGAACUCGGCAGUGAUCACUGGGGAGUGAGGGCUACGUUUUGCCUGAAACUUGAGUCUACAGCUUCCGAUAACAUGACCGUUGCGUCAACUUCUGCUUCGUUCCUUACGCCCACCAAAUUGUUUGACAGGCAUUCUUUGGAAUUGUGCCUUCGCGAAUCCAUGAUGUUGCCAACUGAGGCGGAUGUUAGUAAAAGGCAAUCCGUUGUCGAUCUACUUCGAGAUGUGAUCACUCAGGGGCCGGCAGCUCGAGCUGGAGAUGGCAGCGGAAAUAACCCUGAACCAAAUAUUGCCAUGGUACUAGUGCCUGUUGGCUCCUAUGGCCUUGGAGUUUGGAGUCCUUCAUCGGAUAUUGACUGCCUAGUCAUCGGGCCAAUCAGUUCGAAAACAUUCUUUGCUGUUGCUGAGAAACGGCUACGAAAAGCAACGGAUUUAGGCAUAAGGAUACUGCGUAGGGUGAAGGCCGCAACGGGAACAAUGUUGGAGCUCGAAGUGGAGGGGAUCAAAUGUGAUUUGCAGUACUGCCCUGCCUCGCGAGUCGUUGAGGCGUGGCAAAGGAUAUCGCUGCUCCCGCCCGACGAUUCGACAUUCUAUCUAUCAUCACAAGCUUUGACAAAGCUUCAAGCAUUUAGAGAUGUUGAUUACAUUCGGCGGAGUAUCCCUGACCUAGCUGCCUUUCGAGCCGCGCAUCGUUUUAUAACAUUGUGGGCUAAACGCCGUGGCAUUUAUCUUGCUAGAUUUGGCUAUCUCGGCGGCAUUCAUAUCACGAUGAUGCUCUCUCGGGUGUGCAAACUUUCCUGUCGAAAAGGAGGAGCGACUUCGAUGGAUAUGAUCUGCAGAUUCUUCAAGUAUUACACCAACUUUGAUUGGGAGAGGGAAAUCCUUUGUGACCCUUCUUUCUUCAAGGACGCGCCACGCUAUCGUCGGUACGCGAACGAGCCGAUGGUAAUUUUGACAAUCCACACACCGUUGGUCAACAUUGCGAGAUCUGCAUCUAAAGCUUCGACCAGGACAAUAAUCAAGGAGCUCCAGCGAAUGGACGAGCUGAUAUCAACCCCUGACAUGUCGUGGUCGGGGCUUGUGGGCAACAUAACUGCAUCGGAUUCCUCUCAGGAGUUUUUAAAGACAUAUACUAGCUAUAUCAAGAUUCAUGUUCAAUACUGGGGAAUGAUUUUGGCUAAAGGGAGCACCCUUCUGGGUUGGUUGGAAUCAAGAUGUUGUCGUCUUUUGAAUGGUGCUUACCCGGUGUCCAUGCAAGAAUAUGGCCCGCGAGAUUCACUUCAAGAGAGAGUGUCGGUGAUGUUACAGAAUACGAAGGGUUCUACCUUAUUGGCCUUGCGAGAAACGAGACGGGUGAUCCUGAAAGUACUACGCUGGAGGGACGUCGACAAAACGCGGCUUUGCUUGAUAGGAUCCUAG
This is a messenger RNA of Uncinocarpus reesii 1704, 3123 nucleotides long. RefSeq lists its product as uncharacterized. The transcript has 3 exons. The record is from RefSeq and is a predicted model, not a curated record. Bases 1 to 3123 code for a protein of 1040 amino acids. Lineage: Eukaryota; Fungi; Ascomycota; Eurotiomycetes; Onygenales; Onygenaceae. Gene Ontology annotation, cellular component: nucleus. Gene Ontology annotation, molecular function: poly(A) RNA polymerase activity.